This is a messenger RNA of Suillus plorans, 1259 nucleotides long. RefSeq lists its product as uncharacterized. Gene Ontology annotation, biological process: canonical NF-kappaB signal transduction. The transcript has a single exon. The coding region runs from base 90 to 782 and encodes 230 amino acids. The record is from RefSeq and is a predicted model, not a curated record. Lineage: Eukaryota; Fungi; Basidiomycota; Agaricomycetes; Boletales; Suillaceae.
AUGGCAGAUAGCAGAUGGCCGUUUCUAGGAUGACAUAAUCGUUAGACAUGUUCAACCUUGUCGUCCAUCUGCAUUGAUUGUCAUCCUGCAUGAGCACAAAAGGGUACUUCGCGUUUCCUCCUCCGAUAUCAGGCACGUCAAGACCAUACCCCACAUUUAUACCUCAGUCCCCCAAUACCAAAGAGACAUUCGUUGACAAAAGCACACCUGGGAAAGGGGACGAGACGCGUAGCGAGAAACCGCCGCACGAUGAAGAACGUAUCAAUCGACUUCACAAGGAGCGGGAGCUCAUAGAGAUGAGCGAAAUAGAGUGGGUUCGAGGCGGCGGAGUUCUGCGCGACGCACAAGGGCGCCGCGAUAAAGCCCGCACUGAACGUAUUCGCGCGGAGCUCAAGCUGCAAGAAGAAGAAAAGACAAAAAUGGGCAGAUGGAGGGAUUACGAUGAGCGGUGGAAAGCGCUGGCCGCGUCGGAUGAAGCUCUCUCAUUCGCAGAUAUCCCAUGGCCGCUUCGGACAGCGCCUUCGUCCAGAGAUACCGAUGCUUUCACGUUACCUGCGAUUUCGGAGUUUUUGUUCGAGUCUCUUUCUGUGCGGAGUAAUGCUGUUACGAAGAAGAGUAGGAUCCGCGGCUCCAUAUUGCGGUGGCAUCCUGACAAGAGCUCGUUGGUCGUUGGCAGGGUUGUGGCUGAGGACGUGGAUGCUGUUCGAGAAGGCAUUCAUGCGGUGUUUCACUGCCUCAAGCGUCUACAGGAUGACGAAAGAGAUAAUAAUAAUACCGUGUAACAAAUUCAUGCCCUACUGGAACGAAACCGAGGCUCAUCGUAGCACACGUACUUGCAUCUCAGCUAGUCUCCCAGUAAGUAGUCAUAUACCUUGGUAGGAGCCCGAGUCGACAAUGACAUUUCAUAAUGAGCUGGCUGUUGCGUACUAUUAAAUCCCAAGUUGUGUCGUUUCGGACUAAAUACUUAUCCAUAUUCAAGAGCAUUCGGAUCGACUCGGAGCAAGUACUACAGCACCGUGACGGGCCCGGGGUACAGCAAGCUUAGUUCCCUAUGAUUAUGACUCUAGCUGAUUAUUUCCUCUGCUCAAGCUACUGCAAUAUACAUAUAUAUCAGUAGUACAAUCGCACGGUACAGCGGACGGUGCACCAUACAGAGAUAUAACAAUAAACAUGCACUAUCGCAACAUAGCGGAUCUAUACUACUACUAGUACGAGUAGUUGUGGCCACGUUCCAAAGCGCGUCGCUAAUCUGGAUUGAG